CUCUCUUUAGCUUCUCUUAUUUCCCUCUUCCUUUGAGCUGCCGCCGCCGUUUCCUCCUGCAAAACUUGAACUCUCUUCGCCGUCUCUUUCGGACUGCGAUUACUUCGGAGGAGAAACUGCGACGGCUAGCUCAAGUUUUUGGGAUAAACGUUGGUGUUUAGUUUCAUUGUCUGGUUGAUUUGGAGCUUCUACGCAGUGUUUCAUCAUGCAGAGUUUGAGGAGUAACUCUGUUGUUAUUAAGCUACUUACUUAUUCAGAUGAGCUUUUGGAGGGGAAACCGUUGUUUGUUUCUUCUAAUUGUCUCCCUGUGAAGGCUUUGAACCGUGAACCUGCUGGUUAUGCGUUUCAUUCCGCUGCUCUCAAACUUCUUUGUUGUGCAGAGGACAAAAAAGAAGAUGAUAGCUCUUCUGCAUCUCCUAAGAAAGACGGAAACGAGAAGGGUCUGGAAGAUAUUCCUUCUUAUGAAACUUACAAGAAUAACAGCAGCAAUAAGGGGAAGAAGAAGAAGGCAGGGAAGGAACAGGAGCAGCAUGAUCACUAUGCCUUGUUGGGUUUGGGCAAUUUGAGGUAUCUUGCAACUGAGGAUCAGAUUAGGAAAAGCUAUCGUGAGGCUGCUCUGAAGCUUCAUCCUGAUAAGCUCUCUGCUGCUCUCCUUCUUUCUGACGAGAGUGAUGAAGUCAAGCUAGCUAAAAAAGAAGCUAUUGAAUCUCACUUCAAGCUGAUACAAGAAGCAUAUGAGCUUCUCAUGGACCCAACUAAGAGGAGAAUAUUUGACUCUACUGAUGAGUUUGAUGACGCAGUCCCAAGUGACUGUGCUCCCAAAGACUUCUUCAAGGUGUUUGGUCCAGCGUUUAAAAGGAACGCAAGGUGGUCUGUUAAUUCUCGUGUGCCUGAUUUGGGAGAUGAAAACACACCGGUUAAAGAGGUUGACAAGUACUACAACUUCUGGUAUUCUUUCAAGAGCUGGAGAGAGUUUCCUGAGGAGGAGGAGCACGAUCUUGAGGAAGCAGAGUCACGUGAGGAGAAGAGGUGGAUGGAGAGAGAGAAUGCAAGGAAAACUCAGAAGGCUAGAAAGGAAGAGUAUGCUCGGAUAAGGACUCUUGUUGACAAUGCUUACAAGAAGGAUCCAAGAAUAGUGAAAAGGAAGGAGGAAGAGAGGGCUAAGAAACAGGAGAAGAAGGAUGCUAAAGUUAAUGCCAAGAAGAAGCUGGAGGAAGAAGCUGCUGCAGCUAUUGAGGAAGAGAAGAGGAGAAAAGAAGAGGAAGCUAAACUCGCUGCAGAGGCUGCUCAGCAGCAAAAGAAGGCCAAGGAGAAAGAGAAGAAGCUUCGUACCAAGGAACGAAGUCGGCUCAGAACUCUCUCUGCACCUGUUGUGUCCCAGCGUCUGCUUGGCAUCACUAUUGCACACGUGGAAGAUCUCUGCAUGUCACUUAGCUUUGAGCAGCUGAGGAAUCUAUGCGACAAGAUGGAAAACAAGGAAGGGCUGAAACUGGCGAAGGUGCUCAAGAAUGGGAACAAUGAUGAAGCUGAGAGUGAAGAUGAAGAAGUGGUGGGCGCUAAGCAGAAUGGUCAUGUAGAAGCCAAUGGAUUCAUGGUAGAUACUGCUACUCAGAGCCCUCGACCUGCUGCAAUGGUCUGAGAUUUUUGGUUUUGACAGAAGAGCGUAGACUCUUAAGUUUUGCUACGAUUAAUAUUUUUCAUAUACAUCAUCAUCAUCAUCAUGCUACUAUCCUCUCCUCCCUCCUUACAUAGAGUGUUUUGACAACUGAAUCUAUUCUUAUUUAUCUAUAUUUUGUUUCUUGGUCUAAUUUGAUGUUAUGGUCGAGCAUCAACAUUGGUUUUUCUUUUUUUUUUCUGUGAGUUGGUGUAGCAGAUUAACCAAAUAUAAUUAAUCAAAGUGAUAGGAACUGAUAAAUUAAAC
Messenger RNA from Eruca vesicaria subsp. sativa (arugula), 1921 nucleotides. The record is from the annotation of a GenBank genome assembly. Lineage: Eukaryota; Viridiplantae; Streptophyta; Magnoliopsida; Brassicales; Brassicaceae.